Messenger RNA from Hippocampus zosterae (dwarf seahorse), 2870 nucleotides. RefSeq names its product LIM homeobox 5 (gene lhx5). The transcript is spliced from 5 exons. The record is from RefSeq and is a predicted model, not a curated record. Lineage: Eukaryota; Metazoa; Chordata; Actinopteri; Syngnathiformes; Syngnathidae. The coding region runs from base 118 to 1299 and encodes 393 amino acids. Gene Ontology annotation, cellular component: nucleus. Gene Ontology annotation, biological process: regulation of transcription by RNA polymerase II; neuron differentiation. Gene Ontology annotation, molecular function: DNA-binding transcription factor activity, RNA polymerase II-specific; RNA polymerase II transcription regulatory region sequence-specific DNA binding.
GGACGCUGGAGGAUCCCCGACGCGGUUCCGCGUGGAGAGAGGCCCGCCGCGCCGAGCCCAGCCAGUCCGCGGAGAAGAAGGGGGAGGUCGGCCGCGGGCUCGCCGCGGGCCGCGGUCAUGAUGGUCCACUGCGCCGGCUGCGAGCGGCCCAUCCUGGACCGGUUCCUGCUCAACGUGCUCGACCGGGCCUGGCACGCCAAGUGCGUGCAGUGCUGCGAGUGCAGCUGCAAGCUGACCGACAAGUGCUUCUCGCGGGACGGAAAGCUCUUCUGCAAGCUCGACUUCUUCCGGCGCUUCGGUACCAAGUGCGCCGGCUGCCUGCAGGGCAUCUCGCCCAGCGACCUGGUGCGCAAGGCGCGCAGCAAGGUGUUCCACCUCAACUGCUUCACCUGCAUGGUGUGCCACAAGCAGCUGUCCACCGGCGAGGAGCUCUACGUCGUCGACGAGAACAAGUUCGUGUGCAAGGACGACUACCUGAGCUCGGCCGCCAUCAAGGAGGUCAGCCUCAACUCAGUGUCGUCGUGCACGGACCGGAGCCUGUCGCCGGACGCGCAGGACGGCGGCGGCCUGCACGACGAGCUGAAGGAGGCGGACAACUGCACGUCGUCGGACAAGGAGAGCAACAACAUCGAGAACGAGGAGCAGAACUCGGGCGCCAAGCGGCGCGGCCCGCGCACCACCAUCAAGGCCAAGCAGCUGGAGACCCUCAAGGCCGCUUUCGUGGCCACGCCCAAGCCCACGCGUCACAUCCGGGAACAGCUGGCGCAGGAGACCGGCCUCAACAUGCGCGUCAUCCAGGUCUGGUUCCAGAACCGAAGAUCCAAGGAGCGGCGGAUGAAGCAGCUCAGCGCUUUGGGGGCCCGCAGACACGCCUUCUUUCGGGGCCCGAGGAGGAUGAGGACCCUGGGGGGCCGGCUGGAGGACCCGGACAUCUUGGGACCGGCUGCCUACGGCUACUAUGGGGAGUACCAAGGGGACUACUACGCAGCGGGCGGCAACUACGACUUCUUCCCGCACGGUCCCCCGUCGUCGCAGGGCCAGUCGCCCGCCGACUCCCCCUACAUCCUGGGCUCGGGCCCCGGGGCCCCGGAGGGCUCGGGCCACCUGCCCUCGGACGACCAAAGGUUCACGGACAUGAUCUCCCACGCCGAGACGCCCAGUCCCGAGCCGGGCUCCCUGCAGCCGGCGGCGGGGGAGGCGUACGGGGGCGGGCCCAGCCCUCCUUUCUCCCUGGCCGCUAACUACGGCGCCCCCGCGUCCCACCGAGGCCCCGAGAUGGGCGAGGCCGGGGCCUGGUGAAGCCCUCCGCGGCCGGCCCGGAGCGGACCGGCUCGCGGCCGACCGCCGGCUUGACGUCCCGCGCCGGCUUCGCCGCGCUCCGGCCGUCGGCGACGGCGGCUUUCAAUCCGUCGCGUCCCGUCAAAGGCCACGCCGGAGGGACUUUCCUUUGCGUCAAGUUCAUUUCUUGCAUCUGAAAGCCAAACGGCAGCCCGCAUAGCCGCUAAUUUGGAGCCUGGGAGGCGCGCGUCCCACGAGGGACUCCAGCCCCCUCCUGCCUUUCCCGCAUCCCAAACCUAAACCGCCGUCCCCCCCCACCGCCUGUGCCGUAAAGCCUCAAUCUCGGACAGACCAGUAUCCCUGACCCUUUUCCUAUCAUUCCUUUUCAGCUCCUCUCCCAUCACGCGGCCGUGAGACGCGCCACCGUUCUCGGGAGGGUCGCCUAUCCCGGCCGACCUCGGGCCGGGAGGCGGGGCGCCCCCUCCAUCGGUUGCCGGGCGAUCGCGGGGCACGCGCAGACGCUCGCCAUCACACCUUGGGAGCAUUUCCGGCAGGGGGAGGGAGCUUGGCGAGCUCUCCGGAAUCCACCGUCCGCCGAUCGAAUUGAUCCCGACCGUCUCCGCCGACGGUUUGAAUCAGUGUCGGGAGAGCGGGAGACGGCUCUGGAGGAAGCCCACUUGCCGUUUGGGGCAAAUGCGCGGCCAAAGAUGCCGAGCUCAUUCGGAUUUGGGUUCCCGUUGCAAAAGGGCGGCUUCAUUAUCCGGACCCGGCUCCCGAUUUGGGCGCCAUUUUGGACUGUUUUUUUUUUUCACGGCAAAAACUGUGCCCUUUCGGGCUGAGGCUUGAAAUGCCGCUCAAUGCCAAUCGGGUUUGGGUCACUUUGACCCACCCGACGCGUUGGCCCUAAAGAAGCCCCCAAUGCUCCCUUUCAGCGUUCUAGCCGGGAAAUGCGCAUUUUUGGAGCGAUGGUGGCGAACGGAGGGAACGAUGCCGCGCGCCUGCCCCUUUGUACCACGACGUGAUGAUCAGAUGUUAAAACAAGAGCGUCUUAGCCUUUAUUCCCACGCGCGCGAGUGCGCGCACGCAUACUCGGGCGGCGCUGAUUGUCGCGGCCGCCUGCGGCCGACCUUCCCUUUGUUCGGCUCCCUUUUUCACAAGACAUGUUUUAAUGGAAAUGAUUUUCAAAAGCACACUGAGGCCAUAAUAGCGAAUCUCCUUCAACAGCUGAGGUCUCCCGCCUCUUAAAGGGGGCCGACAAAAGAGGGGCCACGCAACAUCUGUUGAGGACCGCACACCGCACCCCCUCCGUAGGUCCUCGACUGCACCGUGCACCCCCGCCCCCAUCCCAUCCCACCUCACCGCAAAGCUCCGUCGUCGGGCCUGAAGCGCCACCUAGCGUGCGCCGCCCUUCUCCCGUCCCGCCCGCCUCUCGGCUCCAAUGUUCAUUCCCCCCGACAUGGUCGAGUCUUUUCUUUGCCGGUGGCCUCCAAUCUGCUUGGAUGGCUGUGCGCGUGUGCGCGUGCAUGUUGGACGGCUUGUCUUAUUUCUAUGUAAAUAGCGCUGGUAAUAAAACCUGUCUCUUACAAUUUGAA